UAUCAUCUACAAUAUGUCGAAGAAGAAUAUAACCAUUCUAUAAAUCAGAAACUCUACAAAUUCUUUACAAUGGAUUAAUCACCAUGAUUCAAUAGAGGAAACCACCUCACAUGUACUCAGGUAAAUUUGAUUUUGCUGUACUCAGGUAAAUUUGAUUUUGCUCUGACUUUUCUUAUUUGAAAAGUAGUGUGGUUGAUGUAAGUAGACUUCCAAGUUGACUUAAAAGUGCUCAGACAGAAUAAUCAUUUAACCCGAGUCCGCCAUUUUCACUUGGGGUUUGUUCCACCUGAAAGUUAGCUUUAAUCAAGUAGCUCAAGAAUUCUCAUGGAAAAGCUUCAGAGCCAUAGAAUCCAUAUCCCUCUGUUUCCUAUUUUUCUUAGUCUCCUUCAGUUUUCUUCUCUUCAGUUUAUCUCCUUGGCUUACAAACUUCCGGAUAAGUACUCCAUAAAUUGCGGGUCUAAUGCCGAUCUAAACGACACUGGCCGGACUUUCACCGGCGACAUGAACUCCGGUUACAUCACUAUAGGAAAGCAUGGUAGCGCUACCACAGAUAGAAACCAGUCGGUGGAUGCAUCUUCUCUCUACAAAACAGCAAGAAUUUUCAAGCAACAAUCUUGGUAUGAAUUUGAAAUCGAUACUUCUGGUCCUCAACUGGUACGCCUUCAUUUUUUAGCUUUUACCUCUACUACUACAGAUGAUCUAUCAACAGCUAUUUUUGAUGUUUCGGCUUCUGAGUUCUUGCUGUUGCAUAAUUUCACUGCCAAAAACAAUAAAAGCUCUCCUCUGAUAAAGGAAUUUUUUCUUAGCAUCAAAACCACCAAAUUCCGGAUAUAUUUCACACCUCAAAGCUCAUCUUUUGCGUUUAUAAAUGCCAUUGAAGUCUUCCUUUCCCCUACAAGUUUCUGCAAUAAUGGUACUACGAAUAGUCCAUCCUAUCCACUUUUACAGACAAUAUACAGGGUUAAUGUUGGGGAUCGGGCAAUUAAACCAGAUAGUGUGUGGAGAAACUGGGACGAAGAUGGUAGGUAUCUCUCUAAUUCGAGCAAAGCAACGAGCGAAUACGUGCCUGCCAAGCUUAAUUAUGAGGGAGAUAUUAGUGCCUUUACAGCCCCAGAUUUGGUCUACCAGACCGCCAAGGUAGUGGAUAACAGAAAUAGCACCAGUGAAUCCAACAACUCUAACGCAACGUGGUUUUUUGGUGUGGAUAAGACUGCUUCAUAUGUUGUCCGGGUCCAUUUCUGCGACUUUGUUAGCGGCUCCCCCAAUACUGUGGAUUUUCUUCUGUACAUAAAUGAUAUUGUGAGAGAAACGGUCAAUUCUAUUGAUGCUUCCAUCAAGUUGAGUACUCCUUUUGUCUAUGAUUUGGCGGUUAACUCUGAUGAUUCGGAUUCAGGAGUCCUGAGCAUCAGUAUAGGCACUUUGAUUCGCUCUCCAGUCCAAAAGGCGUACCUAAAUGGGCUGGAAAUAUUGGAGAUAAUGGAUGGAAUUGCUUCAGUUCCUGUAGAGGACAAUUCCAAGAAAAUAAAUGUUGCUACUUUAAUUGGUUCAGUUGCUGGAGCUCUUGCUGUUGUCUGCAUUUGGGUAAUGGGGUUCUUCUUGUUUGUUUUGAAACGCGGGAAGUCAAAGCUUGUGGGGACUUUGGAUUGGUCACCACUGCGUGCAUUUGGCCUCGGUAGUUCUCAUAGCGGAGUCACUGAGCUAACCAUCAAAGGCUCCACCAUCCCUGAUGUGCUUGGAUUGAAGAUUACCUUUUCUAAAAUUCAGUUUGCAACCAACAACUUUGAUCCAAGACUGGUGAUUGGUAAGGGUGGUUUUGGCAAUGUCUACAGAGGAACACUUUCAAAUGGUCAAAAAGUGGCUGUGAAACGAAGUGCACCAGGGUCAGGCCAAGGCCUCCCAGAAUUCCAAACAGAAAUCAUGGUUCUGUCUAAAAUCCGACAUCGUCAUCUUGUGUCCCUAAUUGGGUAUUGUGAUGAAAGAUCUGAGAUGAUAUUGGUUUAUGAAUAUAUGGGAAAGGGAAGUUUGAGGGAUCAUCUAUUUGAUUCAGACUUUCCACGCUUGUCGUGGAAGCGAAGACUUGAAAUUUGCAUUGGUGCAGCAAAUGGCCUACACUACCUCCACAAAGGUGCAGCAGGAGGAAUCAUUCAUCGUGAUGUCAAGUCCACCAACAUCUUGCUUGAUGAAAACCUUGUAGCAAAGGUUGGUGAUUUUGGCCUUUCGAAAUCCGGUCCUCUCAACGAAACCCAUGUUAGCACAGCUGUCAAAGGCACUUUUGGUUAUCUGGAUCCUGAGUAUUUUAGGUCCCAACAGUUGACAGAAAAAUCUGAUGUUUACUCAUUUGGGGUAGUUCUUCUGGAGGUUCUAUGUGCAAGACUACCUAUCAAUAACUCACUUCCAAGGGAGCAAAUAAAUUUGGCUGAGUGGGGAUUGCAAUGCAAGAAGAAAGGGUUGCUGGAAGAAAUCAUUGAUCCUUCACUCAAAGGUCAAAUUGAUCCAAACUCACUAAGAAAAUUCAGUGACAUUGCAGAGAAAUGUUUGCAAGAUGAUGGUGCUGAUAGGCCUACAAUGGAAAAUGUGAUCUGGGACUUAGAGUAUGCAUUACAGCUUCAGCAAACAGAAACUCGUGGAGAACCUAAUGAGGACACAACUACUGGUUCGUCAGCAUUCAUAUUGCCUGAUCUCCAGCGUUUUCCCUCACUGAGCACCACAACUGACAAAGACGAUAUUCCAAUAUUGACCAAUGAUUUCUCAGACACAACAGCAGACGAAAUUUUCUCCCAGCUGAGAGUUGAUGCCAAAUGAGGUAAAGUAUUUUUCUAGCUUUUACAGUGUUUUUACAGUCUUUAAAUUCUGUCAAACAGUCCAAAUUGUACUAUGUAUAUAUAUAUAUAUAUAGAUAGAGAGAGAGAGAGAGAGAGAGAGAGAGAGAGAGAGAGAGAGAGAGAGAGUUUUAAAUUUCUCAAGUUUGAUUAUUCCUUCCCCCCCGCCCCAAAACGACUCGCAUUCAGUAAGAAUCGAAUCUAGACCUACCUAGUUUUUAUAAAACAUUUUGAAAGGCAUAUCUCCUAGUAAAACCCUGAACUGGAGAAAAAAGAACAGUAAAGAGAAUAAUUUUCCAAUAAAAGCAAAUGGGACACACCUGUAAUUUACUAAGCACAGAAGAUUCUAGAUUUAGUUAUAUUAUCUGCAAUAAGUAGAAAUGUUCACUUUAAGAUUGGAAAGGAAGUGAUACCUCUGCUAAAAUCUCACAUAGCAUAGAGUAAUAACAUCUGUGGUUCAAUUUUGUUGGUAUUGGUCUGCAUUCGUGAUUGGCCUCAAAGGGUUUGUUACCAAAAACCGAGUUGAGAAAAUAAGGCAGAGUUUGCUACUUCUUCCUUUUUCCCCAUCAGUUCGAUUCUUUCCUGCUAUAGCAUAUUACAAAGAAAACCAUUCUGGUUGUUUAUGUUGAAAGAAUUUUGGGCAAAAACCCAAGAGUUGGGAUGGUGAUAACAAAGUUGAUCACUUUUAUUAGCUGCUAGAGAAGUUUCUUCGAUUCUGGAGCAAACUUUAGGCACACAAUGGGAAGCAGGGCAAUGAGGAGCGGAGGAAUUUACUUCUCCGGUGAAUUUUGGUGUUUCGGGUAGUCGAGUUUUGGGCCCAAGAUGAAUUUCAUCUAUUGGGCUUAAAGUACGAUUGGAAACUUUCCUGGAUCCAAUUUGCUAAGCAAACCCAUCUAGCGUAGAAUGAAUCUUGAUUCAAUUUGCUUCAGUAACAAAACUUUGUAAAAACAUGGUAAUUCGUCCUUUUAAUUCGAUCAUUGAGUUGUUGAUUGAAUUGAUUAAGAACGAUUUAAUCGGUGUAAAUUGUUUGAUUGGGUAACCA
Ziziphus jujuba (common jujube) is the source of this 3861-nucleotide messenger RNA. Its product is annotated as receptor-like protein kinase THESEUS 1. Gene Ontology annotation, cellular component: plasmodesma; plasma membrane. Gene Ontology annotation, biological process: protein autophosphorylation. The transcript has a single exon. Lineage: Eukaryota; Viridiplantae; Streptophyta; Magnoliopsida; Rosales; Rhamnaceae. Bases 325 to 2802 code for a protein of 825 amino acids. The record is from RefSeq and is a predicted model, not a curated record. Gene Ontology annotation, molecular function: ATP binding; transmembrane receptor protein tyrosine kinase activity.